AUGUGCAGCACAAGCACAGCACAGUACAGUAUAAUUCUAAGCAAUUCCGAAUUAAUUUCAUUCGACUCCCAAGAUUUUUUCGCAUCGGAACGACAAGCUCGAUUCUCAUUCGUGGAUAAUGGGGACGCUUUAAAAAUGUUUCCAUUUUCACCUGACGUGGUUCCUAUCAUCACCCAUCAUCAUCCAUCACCACCUAUGCAUGAAUUUGCUGUACUUAUCGACUUAGCACCAUCUUGUUGCUGGCUCGUUGGGUUAGGGCGUUGA
Messenger RNA from Sclerotinia sclerotiorum 1980 UF-70, 264 nucleotides. RefSeq lists its product with no specific name. Lineage: Eukaryota; Fungi; Ascomycota; Leotiomycetes; Helotiales; Sclerotiniaceae. The transcript is spliced from 3 exons. The coding region runs from base 1 to 264 and encodes 87 amino acids. The record is from RefSeq and is a predicted model, not a curated record.